Messenger RNA from Eutrema salsugineum, 1051 nucleotides. Its product is annotated as ATP synthase subunit delta', mitochondrial. Lineage: Eukaryota; Viridiplantae; Streptophyta; Magnoliopsida; Brassicales; Brassicaceae. Gene Ontology annotation, biological process: proton motive force-driven ATP synthesis. Gene Ontology annotation, molecular function: proton-transporting ATP synthase activity, rotational mechanism. The record is from RefSeq and is a predicted model, not a curated record. The coding region runs from base 132 to 743 and encodes 203 amino acids. The transcript is spliced from 2 exons.
AGCUUCAGAGUCCGAGAACACUUGAGCUACAGCAUUUUUAAGAGUUCUCGGAUUCUCUCUAUCGGCUCCUUCUCUCAUCUGCGUCGUAUUUCCCAAUUUUCCCGAGACUCAUUCACCACCAAAUCGCCGCCAUGUUCAGACAAACUUCUCGCCUCCUCUCCCGAUCUAUCGCCGCCGCAUCCUCGAAAUCGGCGACGACUCGUGCCUUUUCAACGGAACUUCCAUCGACGGUCGAUUCGACUUUCAUCGAGUCAUGGAAGAAAGUCGCACCGAACAUUGACCCGCCGCAGACUCCUUCUUCCUACAUGAAGCCUCGUCCUUCGAUUGCGUCGUCGAUCCCAACCAAGCUCACCGUCAAUUUUGUCCUCCCUUACACAUCUGAGCUUGCCGGGAAAGAGGUCGACAUGGUCAUCAUUCCCGCGACAACAGGACAAAUGGGUGUUUUGCCCGGACACGUUCCAACAAUUGCUGAGCUGAAACCCGGUAUGAUGUCCGUUCACGAAGGCACUGAUGUGAAGAAAUACUUCGUGAGCAGUGGUUUCGCAUUCCUCCACGCAAAUUCGGUCGCAGACAUAAUAGCGGUCGAGGCCGUGCCGCUUGAAAACAUUGACCCUAGCCAAGUCCAAAAGGGUUUAGCUGAGUUCACACAGAAACUAGCUUCUGCCACAACAGACCUUGAGAAAGCAGAAGCACAGAUUGGUGUCGAAGUUCACAGUGCUAUGAACGCAGCUCUCUCAGGCUAAAAGAAUGUUCUCUCUCUCUCUCUUCUUCCUUCUUUGUUUCUUCGAAGAAAAAAACUAAAUCAUUUGGCUUUUCAAGUGAUUAGCGAAGGCCCUUUUUACUACAAAGGAUGGAAUAAAUUAGAAAUUGAUUUUUCCUUUUUCAUUGUGUUGGACUUUGUUUUUCAAUAAAUGAUUUUGUUGACGGGCACAAAACAUAAAGAAGUGUCGUGUGUUCAUAUCUCUAUUUGUUGUGUUGAGAAACUAAAGUUUCGAAUCUUUUUAUGGUUUUCAUUUCCUAAUAUUUUAUGUAAGACUUGUGUUAACUCUCU